AUGGCUGUCCCCUACUGGUGCACACUCAAAGACUGUCCUCUGGACUGGGGAUAUGUUCACUACCAACCCUCUGUUCCCGGAAACGCAUUCAUGUUAGCCGCCUUCGGCGUCCUGACUGUUCCUGCCCUCUACUUGGGAAUUACUCACAAAGUCAAGCUCUUCACUGGAUGCUUUAUGGUAGGAUUGCUGGGAGAGGUUGUCGGCUACAUUGGUCGAAUACUUCUCCACAAUGAUCCGUUCUCCAAAGUCUACUUCCUGAUGUAUCUCGUUUGCACGACGAUCGCACCUACAUUUACUGCAGCCGCCGUCUAUUUGACACUCGCUCGCAUUGUGGUUGUCUAUGGCGAGGACAUUAGUCGCAUCCGUCCACGAACAUACACCCUUUUCUUCAGCGGAUUGGACCUCAUUGCGCUAGUUGUUCAAGCAGUUGGCGGGGGAAUGGCGGCAGUGGUGGUUUUACAAUGGAAGAUUGACCGAGGAACCGAUAUCAUGGUCGCUGGUCUGGCAGUCCAAGUGUUCAGCCUGGUUACAUUCAUUGCCCUUUGUCUCGAAUAUGCUAUGCGAGUGCGAAAACAUCGCGACCGUCUGAAUCUCACACAUGCUACUCUCUACAACUCAGCCCGCUUCAAAGGGUUUCUUGGUGCUUUGGCAGUAGCCACAGUGUUUCUGUUUAUUCGAGCUGUUUUCCGAGUGGCCGAGUUAUCCGGUGGCUUCAGAGGAAAGCUUGCGCAAAAACAAGUACUCUUUAUGGUACUCGACGGCGCUAUGGUAUUGCUAGCGUGUAUUAUACUUAUGGUGUUUCAUCCAGGUCCGGCCUUUUCCGGAGUGUGGGAGAGAGCGUCGUUCCAUUGGGGCUCACGAAAAUCGGACAAUGAGUCGGUGAUUCACCACAGUGAGAUGGAAUCUGUCACCCACACCGGAAAAGACUGA
Molecule: messenger RNA, 930 nt
Organism: Penicillium lagena
Lineage: Eukaryota; Fungi; Ascomycota; Eurotiomycetes; Eurotiales; Aspergillaceae
Product: RTA1 domain-containing protein
Exons: 2
Coding region: 1-930 (309 amino acids)
Cellular component (GO): plasma membrane; fungal-type vacuole
Source: RefSeq, a predicted model, not a curated record